Molecule: messenger RNA, 1441 nt
Organism: Nicotiana attenuata
Lineage: Eukaryota; Viridiplantae; Streptophyta; Magnoliopsida; Solanales; Solanaceae
Exons: 12
Coding region: 73-1152 (359 amino acids)
Biological process (GO): ribosomal large subunit assembly; rRNA processing
Cellular component (GO): nucleolus
Molecular function (GO): 5S rRNA binding
Source: RefSeq, a predicted model, not a curated record
UUAAAUAUUUGGGGCAUAAGGCAACAGCUUCACUUGCCUUGCCCUAGAGCCGCCCUAAGCUGAGUCGUAGAGAUGGGGAAAAGAUCGAAGAGCUCAAGGAAAGGGAAGAAGGAAUGGAGAGCCAACAUAAGUACUGAAGAUAUUGAAGAUUUCUUUGACAAUUCCACUAAAGAUGCUCUUUCGGGUGGCUCUCUCGCUCAAGUUCCCAGUGAUUCCCUAUUUUACGUCGACAAAUCCAGAGAUCUUUCAGCUAAAAGGAAAAUUGAAAAACACCGGGAGAAAGUACUUCGGUGUGAUAGUAUGCUACAAAGGAAUGCCUUUGUCGAACCUGUACCUUCUUCAAUUGGGAAAAAGUCCAAGAAGAAAAGUAAAGAAGUCCAGAUAGCCAAAGAUAAGGGUCAAAAGGAUUUGGCUGGUGCAGACUCUGGCAUGGUUGACAUUUGGGAUGAUAAAGGUGAACUGGUCAUCAAAACCAAAAAGAAGCCCAAGACAACUAUUAUACCGGCUGUGGAAGUUGAGCCUCCAGGAUGCUCAUUCAAUCCGGCAUCCGAAAGUCAUCAGGAUGCAUUAGCUUGUGCUGUUGCAGAUGAAAUGCAGAAAAUUUAUAGAAAUGAAUUGGGGCCGGAGCCUAUUCCAUUGAUUGUUCCUGGAGAAGCAGUUAAUGAAGAAGAGAUGUAUUUACUUGAAGCGGACAGUGGGAGUGAUGUGGAAAAUGAAAAUCUAGUGGAAGAUGGAAACACAGAUCUGGAGAAAAGGCCUCAGAAGCCCAAAAUGUUAACACAAGUUGAGAAGAAUAGACGGGCUAGGCGCAAAGUACAGCUGAAAGCAGAAGCUGAAGCAACAAAAGCAGAGCAGCUCUCCAAAGAGAUUGACAGCUUACCGGAUAUAAUUCAAGAAAUAGAGAAAGAGGAUGAAGAAAAACAGAAAAGACAUCUCCGUCGUGUUACUGCUAAAAAGGAAAGACUAAAAUCUUGUCCACCACGUUUGGGAAAGCGCAAAUUCGAGCCUGCUCCUGCUCAGGUUUUACUGUCUGAAGAGAUUACUGGUUCCCUCCGUAAACUGAAGGGGUGCUGCACCCUUGCAAGAGAUCGGUUUAAAAGCCUGGAGAAAAGGGGACUUGUUGUUCCUUCAAAAAAGAGUUGCAGGAAAUAGAAUUCAUCAGAGUUAAUUGCUGAAUAACAUUGGAUACAAUGUUCUCAUCACUUUGCUCUGAGAUCACCCAAGCACUUGGCUGAGAGACACUCUAGGGUCUUGGUUUUACUUGUCAAGCCGAUCAGAUACCCAGGAUCCAUUCCAACCAAUGCAAAUUUGUUGGAGUGGGAAAGCUGGCUGCUCUUUACUAUUAACAAACGGAGAUGUAAAUCUGUUUAAUUUACUGAUGCUUGUUUUAUUACACCAAACUUUUAUAGUCAUGGUCAAUACAUUUGCUUUUGUUUCUUUU